Notolabrus celidotus (New Zealand spotty) is the source of this 1557-nucleotide messenger RNA. RefSeq names its product dynein axonemal assembly factor 4 (gene dnaaf4). Lineage: Eukaryota; Metazoa; Chordata; Actinopteri; Labriformes; Labridae. Bases 199 to 1431 code for a protein of 410 amino acids. Gene Ontology annotation, molecular function: nuclear estrogen receptor binding. The record is from RefSeq and is a predicted model, not a curated record. The transcript is spliced from 9 exons. Gene Ontology annotation, biological process: heart development; outer dynein arm assembly; cilium movement.
CACGCCGUGUGGUCACCAUAGCAACGAGACGCCAUGCUCCUUUAGUUUCCCGUUCAUGACUGAGCCUAAAGCCUGUUGUAGCAGAAGUUGGCUUUAUCGAUAAUUUCACGACACUAUACAUUAUAAGUGAGGUGCAAUUUAGGGGACACUUCCUCAGAGUAUCCGCCAGCACAACCACAAAUAUUCAACAGGCCGAAGAUGCCUUUGCUGGUGACAGACUUCUCCUGGACGCAGACGGAGUCGAUGGUUUACAUCAGUGUGCCUUUAAAAGGAGCCACAGCCGGAAAAGUGGACAUUCUGUCAACAGAUGAAUACAUCAAGGUGCAUUAUCCACCAUAUCUGUUUGAAGCCUUCCUGUUUGAGCCUGUUGAUGAUGCCAGUAGCACAGCAAGGGUUGGAAACGGAGCUGCAGUGAUCAGUUUGCCAAAGAAGACCCCAAAACUAUGGGAGCAUCUGAUGAUAGAUACAAAUGAUAAAGAAACAAAGAAGGGGAUCAGAGAGAGGGCGCUGUGGAGAUACCAGGAGAAGCUGUCUUCAGAGUCCAAAUCCAAGGCAGAAAAACAGCAUGCAGAGAAAAAAUAUGCACUGGAGACGAUGAUGAAGCUUGAAAAGGAGGAAAGAGACGGUAUCCAAAAAAUGAAGGACACUGAGCGAGAGAGAACCACAGCAGAGCUGGCAGUGUGGCAGCUGAGGAAGAGACAAGAGUUAGAAGAAGAAGAAACCCAACUUAAACUCCAGAGUCAGAGAGAAAGUCAUGACAAAGCGAAAGCUGGGACAAAACAGUGUUCAAGUGGAGUGAAGGUCAAACAGAAUCCAAGAAGCAACAGCGCAAAAGACAGCAAGAAAAAGCAAGUGGACCUGCCUGCCCCAAGAACUGCUGGAAACAUUCAAGUCACAUUUACUCCUCGAGUUUUCCCAACAGCCCUCAGGGAAUCAAGGGUUCAAGAGGAGGAAGAGUGGCUUCAAAGACAAGCUGAAUCAAGGCGUGCAUCAAAUUCGGAUGUAGAGGAGCUGACAGACCUGAAGGAGGAGCAGAGGAACCCAGACUGGUUAAAGGAUAAAGGAGACAAAUGUUUUGCCACUGGGGACUACCUCGGGGCAGUGAACGCAUACAGCCUGGCUAUCAGGCUCAACAAGAAGAUCCCAGCUCUGUUUUCAAACAGGGCUGCAUGUCAUCUGAAGUUAAGAAACCUACACAAGGCCGUUGAGGACUCCUCUCAGGCCCUUGAUCUGUUGACUCCACCAGUCGCUGCAAACGCAGCUGCCAGAACCAGAGUUCAUGUCCGCAGAGGAUCUGCUUUCUGCCAGCUGGAGCUCUAUGCAGAAGGGCUGCAAGACUACCAAGCUGCUCUAAAGAUUGACCCCCACAGCGAAGCACUGCAGGCUGACACACAGAGUAUCAAAGACAUUAUUCAAGGAACUGCAGACUGAGACACAGUGAGACUCUCAGUAACAAGUUUGAUAACUGAUAACUGAUAACUUAAAGUUGCUGCAUGUCUUUAACCAUACAGUCUGUUUUAUUAAAAGUCAGAAAGGUUCUGUCAGCUUGUUCUUAAA